UCAAUCAUGUGUUGCCUAAACGGCUAAGGUCAUACUUCACUUUUUACAGCACCUUUGUGCGCUCCUUUUCUUUGUUUUGGUGUUUUCUUCUUCCCUCGGAUAUUGGAGGAGGAGAGGCACAACUGUACAGUUUUUGGUAUUUUUGGUUUGUGGGUUUCUGUGAAAAUUUUUCCUUUUUUUGGGUGUGUAUUGGGUUGGUUUUUUUGUUUUUAGGAAUUUGAAGACAUGGAUGAUGAGUAUGCUAAGCUUAUCAGGAGGAUGAACCCACCAAGAGUUGUAAUUGACAACGAUGCUUCUGAGGAUAUCACUGUUAUUCAGGUUGAUAGUGUCAACAAGCAUGGAAUACUUCUUGAAGUUGUCCAAGUGCUCACGGACAUGAAUCUUGUAAUAACAAAAGCAUAUAUAUCGUCUGAUGGGGGAUGGUUCAUGGAUGUGUUUAAUGUUACUGACCAAGAUGGUAACAAAAUCAUAGACGAGGAAGUCAUCAGUUAUAUUCAAAGAAGAAUUGAAAGCAAUGCAAGCUAUGUUCCCUCGAUGAGCGGUUCUGUUGGGGUGAUGCCAUCUGAAGAGCAUACCUCAAUCGAACUUACUGGUCCUGACAGGCCAGGAUUAUUGUCUGAAGUAUGUGCAGUUUUGACAGACCUCCACUGCAAUGUGGUAAAUGCUGAGAUAUGGACGCAUAAUGCCAGGGCUGCAGCUGUAGUUAAUGUCACGGAUGAUUCCACACGAUGUGCAAUUAAAGAUCCAAAGCGACUAUCAAUAAUUAGGGAAUUGCUUUGCAAUGUUCUCAAAGGAAAUAAUGAUUUGAAGGCAGGAAAAAUGACACUCUCUCCUCCUGGGAUAACUAGUAGGGAGAGAAGAUUGCAUCAGAUCAUGUUUGCUGAUAGGGACUAUGAAAGGGUUGAAAGGGGUGGACUAGGGAGGCAUGAGGAUAAGAGCUCAAGACCCCAUGUCACUGUAUUGAACAUCGAAAAAGAUUACUCUGUGAUUACAAUGAGGUCCAAAGAUCGUCCUAAACUGUUGUUUGACAUCGUUUGCACUUUAACAGACAUGGAAUAUGUAGUCUUUCAUGGAAUGGUCAGCACAGGAAGAAUGGAAGCUUAUCAGGAAUUCUAUAUAAGACAUGUUGAUGGACUCCCUAUAAGCUCAGAUGCUGAACGAGAACGUGUCAUACAGUGUCUUGAGGCUGCCAUUGAAAGGCGAGGAUCAGAGGGACUAGAGCUAGAAUUAUGCAGUGAAGACCGUGUCGGACUCCUAUCAGACAUUACCAGGAUAUUCAGAGAAAACAGUUUAUGCAUCAAGAGAGCAGAAAUCUCAACCAAAGGUGGUAAAGUAAAAGACACAUUCUAUGUAACAGACGUUACGGGUAGUCCAGUUGACCCCAAGAGUAUCAACUCAAUUUGCCAACAGAUUGGAGAAACCAAACUUCAGGUGAAGCAUAACUCAACUCUUUCACCGAAACGUCCACAAGAAACAACGAUGGGAUAUCUAUUCAGUAACCUCUUUAAAGCUCGAACAUUCUCGAAUUUCAAGUUGAUCAGAUCGUACUCGUAAAUUCUGCAUGUAAAUUCUCCUCAUCAAUGUAUAUUUGUACAGAAAUGUUAGAUGUAUAAAAUCCAGAGGAAAGCAUAGGCAUCAUGAUACUUGUAUAGAUUCAGUCCAUGAUCUACUGGAUAUUACUAAGCACUAAAAUGGUUCUUCGUAUAUGUACAGUGUGUUUGCACAUCAGUUGUACAAAAGGCUAUUAGCUUGUAUAGAUAAUUUAAGCUCAAUGAUAAAGUUUAGUGUGAAAAUUACGUGUA
Molecule: messenger RNA, 1802 nt
Organism: Jatropha curcas
Lineage: Eukaryota; Viridiplantae; Streptophyta; Magnoliopsida; Malpighiales; Euphorbiaceae
Gene: ACR6
Product: ACT domain repeat 6
Source: RefSeq, a predicted model, not a curated record